AUGAAUCUUAGUUUCUUGUCUUUCUGGCUCUUCGAGUUGAUAUUCAUAUUAACAACUAUUGAAGCUGCUGCUGAUGUUGAAAACAACCAUGUUAAGCGCAUUAUCGGUGCCAUUGUUGACAACACUUCUCGUAUUGGUAAAGAACAGAUUGUAGCUAUGGAGAUGGCGGUGGACGAUUUCAAUGGCGACAGGAAUCACAGUCUGGUUCUGCAAGUAAGAACCUCCAUGAGAGAACCUCUUCAAGCUGCCCUUGCAGCAAGGGAUCUUAUCAACACACAAGAAGUUGAAGCGAUUCUUGGACCACAGACAUGGGAAGAAACAUCAGUGGUUGCGGAGGUAGCCAGCAACGAUCAGAUUCCAGUUCUUUCUUUUGGUGAUGCAACUCCCAACUGGGCUGCAGAAAAGUGGCCUUUUCUACUUGAAGCGUCAUCAAACCAGUAUGCGCAAAUGAAAGCCAUAGCUGCAAUUGCGCAGUCCUGGGAAUGGCACCAGGUAACUGUAAUCUAUGAAGAUGUAGGUUCUUCGGCUACCGGAAUCAUACCUCAUCUCUCCGAUGCCUUACGAGAAGUAGGAGCAGAAAUUAGCCAUGUUCUUGCUCUACCACCUUUUAUAAUCAAUUCAUCUAGAUUGACCAAAGAGCUCCACAAGCUUAAAAGUAGGCCAUGUAGAGUGUUUGUGGUUCAUUUACCCUUGCCAUUAGCCGAAAAUCUAUUCGAAAGGGCGAAGAAGAUGAAGAUGAUGCAGAAAGACUAUAUUUGGAUAACUACAGACUCCUUUACGAGUGUUGUGCAUUCUAUCAAUGGCGCCACCAUCUCCUCGUUGAUGCAAGGAAUUAUCGGAGUUCGGAGCUACAUUCCUGAAGACAACCCACAGUUUCAGGAUUUCUCCAAGAGAUUUCACAAACGAUUUGGCUCAGAGUAUCCUGAGGAAAGUAACCACGAGCCUGGAGUUUUUGCGGUGCAAGCAUAUGAUGCCGUGCGGUCAGUGGCUUCAGCAAUGAGAGAAAGCAACAAGAAGGGAAAUAACCAAACGUUGUUACAGAGAAUUUUGCUUACUGACUUCUUCGGUUUAACAGGAAAGGUUCAAUUCAUCAACCAGAAGUUGGCUCCAGCUCGCAUAUAUCAAAUCAUUAAUCUAGUUGGAAGGAGUUACAGAGAACUUGGAUUCUGGACAGACGGAUUAGAUUUCUCUGAGACAAUCGAUAAUUCUACCGCUUAUAACUCUUCCCUGAAAGAUUUGGGGCAAGUUGUUUGGCCUGGGGCUCCUUUGUAUACCCCAAAAGGAUGGACAGAACCAGCAACCAGUGAAGAACCAUUGAGAAUCGGCGUGCCUGUGGGAAGCGAAUUCAAAGAGUAUGUGAAUGUUGCAUAUGAUGAGCAGGGAAAUGUCAGUGGCUUCGAUGGAUUUUCCAUUCAGCUUUUCAAAGCAGUAGUGGAGUUCUUGCCGUUCCAUUUGCCGUACAAUUUUUUCCCCUUCAAUGGCUCAUAUGAUGAUUUAGUAAGACAAAUUUCCUUGAAGAAGUUUGAUGCAGUAGUUGGGGAUGUAGCAAUAGUGUCGAAGAGAUGCAAGUAUGCAGACUUCACACAUCCAUAUACAGAAUCAGGAUUGGUGAUGAUAGUCCCAGUUCAGAAAUCAAGCAACAAAGCAUUGUUAUUCAUGAAGCCCUUUACAAAGGCGAUGUGGAUUUUAACAGUAAUCGUCAGCACCUACAAUGGCUUUGUGGUAUGGCUGAUAGAGAGAAAUCACUGGCCUGAGCUAACAGGCUCUGCAGUCCAUCAAACGGGAACCUUUCUGUGGUUAUCCUUCAGCACACUUUUCUCCUUAAAUGGCGAAAGACUACACAGCAAUCUGUCGAGGAUGACGAUGGCGGUGUGGCUGUUUGUGGCACUAAUCAUAAGCCAGACUUACACUGCGAAUCUCGCCAGCAUACUCACCGUGCAAGGCACGGAGCCAACAAUUGAUGACAUCGAAUCCUUGAAGAAUAGCAAUGCAAACGUUGGUUACUCUAAUGUAUCUUUCGUCAGAAGUUAUUUGAUCGACGUGUUGAACUUCAAAGGAGAAAACCUAAAGGGUUAUUCGUCUCUUCAAGAUUACGCCAACGACCUUAAAACCAGAGAGAUUGGAGCAAUAUUUCUUGAAGUUGCAGUGGCCAAAAUCUUCCUGGCAAGAUACUGCAAAAGCUUCACCACAGUUGGACCUACCUACAAAGUUGGAGGCCUUGGAUUCGCAUUUCCGAAGGGAUCUCCAUUGCUGCCUAGCGUGAUUGAAGCACUGCUGAAGGUAUCCGAAAGCGGGAAGCUGAGAGAACUAGAGAUGAGCAUGAUUACAGAUGUGGACUGUAUAGAGGUGGAUUUGGACGAUGACAUUUCGAGCCUCAGCCUCAACAGUUUCUGGGUAUUGUUUGUACUGACCGGAGCCACUUCAACGGUUGCUCUCAUAAUUUACGCCACUCACAUCCCCUGGAGACUUCACCUAAAUUUGCUGGUGCAUACAAAAAUUAUGACGCUGAUUUUGACUUUCUUGGGGCGUUGGGGGAUUUCUAAACAGCGAUUCUGUAGAAAAGUUAGCCGCUUGGGCACUCUUCCAACCUCUCAGAACGAAGAUGAAGCGGUGACUCCAAGCAGUUUGAGCAUUGAAAAAUCAUAGAAUAGAAAAGGUCAAACAGAUGAAAUUAUAUUUAUUUGCUUAAAGGGUGCUGACAGUAGUCGUGGGUGCCACGAUCACCAAUAUUUGCUUCAAAAA
This is a messenger RNA of Mangifera indica (mango), 2742 nucleotides long. Its product is annotated as glutamate receptor 2.8-like. Gene Ontology annotation, cellular component: plasma membrane. Lineage: Eukaryota; Viridiplantae; Streptophyta; Magnoliopsida; Sapindales; Anacardiaceae. Gene Ontology annotation, molecular function: ligand-gated monoatomic ion channel activity; signaling receptor activity. The record is from RefSeq and is a predicted model, not a curated record. The coding region runs from base 1 to 2646 and encodes 881 amino acids. The transcript has 5 exons.